Messenger RNA from Acanthosepion pharaonis, 1833 nucleotides. NCBI's taxonomy places the organism in Eukaryota, Metazoa, Mollusca, Cephalopoda, Sepiida, Sepiidae. The record is from the annotation of a GenBank genome assembly.
AUGAUUACGAGACGACGGGAUCGCGUUUCGGGUUUUCCAGAUCCAAAUCCCAAAUCGACGCUAAGUCGUUAUUAUUUAUUGCUUUCCGUGGCGAAAUCUCAGACAGAAAUGCCUUUUAUAGUUCCUAAAUCUUCAUUCCUCCAUCAUUUUCUUCUUCACCAAGUUUCCUUUUUUAUUCUUCUAAAUGUAUUUAUACUUCCUAAAUUUUUAUUCAUCUUUUUCUUCUUCACCAACUCUCCUGUUGCAUUUAUACUUCCUAAAUCUUUAUUCCUCCAUCUUUUCCGUCUUCACCAACUUUCCUGUUUUAUUCGUCUAAGGGCAUUUAUACUUCCUAAAACUUUUUUCCUCCAUCAUUUUCUUCUUCACCAAGUUUCCUGUUUUAUUCUUCUUAAAGUAUUUAUACUUCCUAAAUCUUUAUUCCUCCAACAUUUUCUUCUUCACCAUCUCUCCUCAAUCACCCUCUCACUUCUUCAUAUACGCCUCUCCCUCCAUAUUUUCGUUCUCCUCCAACUCUCCUAUUUUCUUCUAAAAGCAAUAACCCUCUCACUUCUUCAUUAUAAACACCUCUUCCUCAAUGUUUUUCUCCUCCAAAUCUCCUGUUUUCUUCUUCUAAAAGCAAUCACACUCUUACUUUUUCUUCGUAAACCCCACUUCCUUCAUCUCGUUUUGCUCAUCGAACUAUCCUGUUAUUCAGUAUUUUUUUUUUCAAACUUCUUUUUCUACUUUUCAUCAACUCUUCUUUUUCCAUCUUUUUAUCAAAUUCUUUUUAUUUUUCUCCUCCAACAUUUCGGCCAUUUUUUUUCUUUUUCCCCAUCUUUUUCUACUUUUCAUCAACUCUUCUUUUUCCAUCUUUUAUCAAAUUCUUUUUUUAUUUUUCUCCUCCAACUUUUCGGCCCAUUUUUUUUUUUCCCCAUCUUUUCUACUUUUCAUCAACUCUUCUUUUUCCAUCUUUUUUAUCAAAUUCUUUUUUUUUUUCUCCUCCAACUUUUCGGCCAUUUUUUUCUUUUUCCCCAUCUUUUUCUACUUUUCAUCAACUCUUCUUUUUCCAUCUUUUUCUUAUCAAAUUCUUUUUAUUUUUCUCCUCCAACUUUUCGGCCAUUUUUUUUCUUUUCCCCCAUCUUUUUCUACUUUUCAUCAACUCUUCUUUUUCCAUCUUUUUAUCAAAUUCUUUUUAUUUUUCUCCUCCAACUUUUCGGCCAUUUUUUUUCUUUUUCCCCAUCUUUUUCUACUUUUCAUCAACUCUUCUUUUUCCAUCUUUUUCUUAUCAAAUUCUUUUUAUUUUUCUCCAUCUCCAACUUUUCGGUUAUUUUUUUCUUUUUUGCUAUCUUUUUAUUUUCCUCGGACGUCUUUCUCCUUUCUAAUCAACUCUUCUUCCAUUAUCUGCUUUCUUCUCCAUUUUUGCCUUUUUCUUUUUCUAAUACUACUCAUCGUUUUUCUUCUUCUUUUUCGUCGAUGGUCAUUUUUUUCUUUUUAAACUUUUCCCGCUUUUUCAGAAACGAGUUACCCUCUUUCUUCUCCUUCUUCUUCUUCUUCUUCUCGUCCAUUCUCUUUUUCUUCCUGUUGUUAUUGUUGUUGUUGUUGUUCUUCUUCUUCUUCUUCGUCGUCGUCGUUUUCUUCUUUCUCUUCUAUUACUUUUUGUUCUGUUUCUUUUUCUUGUUUUUCCUUUUCUUCUUUUUCUUCUUCUUUAUUUCUAUUACCUCUUUUAUGCUCAUAUCACACUUCUGUUUUAAUUAUUCAUUUAUUACUUUGUUGCUUUAUUUCUCUCACUUUCUUUAUUCAUAUUUUUUUCUUCUUUUCUUCUUUUCAUUCUUAUUCGCUAUGCCAGCGCUGUAG